Messenger RNA from Entrophospora candida, 312 nucleotides. The record is from the annotation of a GenBank genome assembly. Lineage: Eukaryota; Fungi; Glomeromycota; Glomeromycetes; Entrophosporales; Entrophosporaceae.
AUGGGAGCAGAAUUAUUCACUUACACGCUCGAUUUCACCACAACCUAUAGAGGACAAGACAUGCUAACGACAACUGGGACGUUUUGCAAUCAUUAUACUUCAUUAACUGUGUCGGGUUCUCCAACCAGGAUCAGGCUAAGAAAAAAUCGGCCAAUUAUAGUAGAUUUAACAAUCGGGACCCUAGUUGUCCCCAACGAUGGACAAACUCACAUUGCAUGUUUUAAUAACGUUAAAGAUGAACCUACAUAUCACUUUGAUUAUACCACAGAUGGCCCUCGAGUUCAGGCGAUGGGAAAAGUUUUUGAUCAAUAG